GGCUACAGUAGAUCUACAGAACACGUAGAUUGACGUUGCAAACGACGUGAGACCGAUCCAGGUGCAGUGAAGUCAGUUGGGCUUGUCUAGAGCUGUCCUCUAACAGCAACAACAGUCAUUACUUGGCGCACACUAACUUUACAACUAAACAUAAAUGUGGCCAUAUAAAUAUCUUCAUCUGCGCUUCUGCUAAGGACGCUUCUAGAGGCAUCCCAAUGUUCAGCAUGGCAGGCUGUGGAGAAGUGGACUGUUCAGUGAGUGACCCAGCUCCCUCCAAGCUGAUAGAGGAAACAGAAGAUAACUGUUGUACAGCUGGUUCCAGCUCCACUUCCACCCCAGAGUGUGCCAUCUGCCUGCAGAGCUGCGUCCACCCUGUACGCCUCCCUUGCUGCCAUGUCUUCUGUUUCCUGUGUGUGAAAGGCGCCUCCUGGCACAGCAAGCGCUGCGCUCUCUGCCGGCAGGAGGUCCCAGAGGACUUCCUGGAGAGGCCAGUUCUCCUCUCACCUGAAGAACUGAAAGCAGCAGCUGCAGGGGUGAGCCGAGGUGGAGUGGCGGGGAGUGGUUCCCGUGGGGACUAUGCAUGGUACUAUGAGGGGCGCAACGGCUGGUGGCAGUAUGAUGAGAGGACCACGCGGGAGCUGGAGGAGGCCUUUGCCAAGGGCAGGAAAAACAUAGAGAUGCUGAUUGCAGGAUUUCUAUAUGUGGCCGAUCUGGAGAACAUGGUGCAAUAUCGACGAAAUGAGCAUGGCCGCAGGCGCAAGAUAAAGAGGGAUAUUGUAGAUAUCCCUAAGAAGGGAGUGGCAGGACUGAGGUUAGACCCUGAACCUGCACCCAUCCCUGCUUUACCAGUACCAGUCACCCCAGCAGCAACAGAACGUGUCAGUUCAGCUGACGGAUCAGACACUGCAGGCCAAUCGCAGCCUACGACCUUCGGGAUUUUGGCGUCUCUCCCCCCUGUUAGACCUCCAACACUCCUGGGCCGCCAUCUCACCAGUCCUCCAUCGUCCUCACCCUCAACCCUGGAGGAGUCUCUCUCCCAGCUUAUAAUCAGCCAGCCGGAGGGAGGAGAGGUGGAAGGAGACGAUGAGCUUCAUAACCAGACGUAUGAGUACACAUCUGGCAGCAGUGAGAGUGAGGAGGAGAGGCAAGAGUUGGAAAGAGAGAGAGCAGGAUCGAUGCCAUGGCGAAGACAUAGGCAAAGACAGCUAAGAGAGACCCAGCCGGCCAGAAUGCCUCCAAGGGGCGGGCCGUCCAGCUCUGCACUCAGUCUCCGCUCACGUAGCCCCGAUGGACAGUGCACUGUGACAGAAGUGUGACCGUGACGGACAGCGGUUCUGUUCUUUUACAGAUGACAGAUCUUAAACUCUUGUCAGUUCAGCAAAAAAGUGUGAAAGUAGGUAUGCAUCUUUAAAGGUCCCAUGAAAUGAAAAAAAAAGUGUUGUUAUUUGUGUCACUGGGUGUUCUCCUCCCCCCCAUUUAUCAUAUCCAAAAUAUGAUGUGAUUUCACCCAUUUUUAUCACAAAAGUCAAACCUUAAUUUUAUGGGGGAUCUUGCCAACCUUCCAUCCUCCACAACAUGCAAGUAACUAGUAUUAGUGACAGUAAAACAGGUUAUAAUUUCCACUACUAAUAUAUAAACUUAACACCUGGUUAAAAUGUGUCCCUUGUUGUCCUCCACUUGCAUGUAGGUAAAAAAAACCCAACUUUGUGUCUUUUGUGGAAACACUUGAAACCAUAAGCAAAAGUUAAAAUCUUGAAGCCAUUUCAAGGGACCUUUAACAAGCCUUUCAUUAAAAACUUUAAAAGCUAGUUUUAGCCAGCAAUAUAUGUGGAAAUGGUAUGCAUCACUCUCAGCAACAGGUUAUGUAGUAACACAUAACAAUCAGUCCUGUUUCCAGGCCUAAAAAAAUGUGACCAACUGUGGCAACUUCUUGAGCAAUGUCAUCCAAAAACUACCAUCUGUCACCGCCUGUACACCAGUUUAUGACAGUGCAAUACAACCUCAGUGAAAUUACA
Thunnus maccoyii (southern bluefin tuna) is the source of this 2015-nucleotide messenger RNA. Its product is annotated as E3 ubiquitin-protein ligase rnf146-like. The record is from RefSeq and is a predicted model, not a curated record. Gene Ontology annotation, cellular component: cytoplasm; nucleus. Gene Ontology annotation, biological process: ubiquitin-dependent protein catabolic process; Wnt signaling pathway. Gene Ontology annotation, molecular function: ubiquitin protein ligase activity; zinc ion binding; poly-ADP-D-ribose binding. Bases 216 to 1316 code for a protein of 366 amino acids. The transcript is spliced from 2 exons. Lineage: Eukaryota; Metazoa; Chordata; Actinopteri; Scombriformes; Scombridae.